This is a messenger RNA of Wickerhamiella sorbophila, 819 nucleotides long. Its product is annotated as Protein kti12. The record is from RefSeq and is a predicted model, not a curated record. The transcript has a single exon. Bases 1 to 819 code for a protein of 272 amino acids. Lineage: Eukaryota; Fungi; Ascomycota; Dipodascomycetes; Dipodascales; Trichomonascaceae.
AUGCCUCUAAUACUUUUGAGUGGCUACCCCAGUGCGGGCAAAAGUCGACGAGCGCAGCAAAUAAAAGAAGCGUUUGAGGCGAGGUUGGGUGAAGAAGUCACCGAAGUCCAUGUGGUGAGUGAUGAGAGCUUGAAUAUUCCUAAAUCAAGCUAUUACGAGAGAGAUACCGAAAAGAUGGCCAGAGGCGAGCAAAUGUCUGCGGUCAAACGGCUAUUAACAAAGACGUCUUUGGUUAUUCUCGAUAGUCUUUCUUAUAUCAAAGGAUUCCGCUACCAACUUUACUGUGACGCCAAAGCACUUGAAACUAACAGCUGUGUAGUCCAUGUCGGCACGUCUGCAGAUCAGUGCAAUCAAUGGAAUAAUGAGCGUACCGACAAGUGGCCACAAGACCUGUUCGAUGCCUUGGUAUUCAGGUACGAAGAACCCAACAGCAUGAACCGUUGGGAUUCUCCUCUAUUUAUUUUGACGCCAGAAGAUCCGCUACCCAUGGCAGAUAUUUGGCAGGCUGUCAUCUUAAAGAAGCCCAUCAAACAAACCCAAGCGACUUCAAUCAAACCAGUAGCUCCCACAGACUAUCUAUCUGUGUUGAACAAUACGACGGCGUCUAUUGUGAAACAAGCUCUCGAUAUGCAUCGUGACAUGGCUGGGUCCGCUGUCACGCUGAAUGGAAUCCGCGUCCAGUUGCCGCUUAAUCUAUCUGCACCUCAGCUCAACCGAAUCCGCAGAAAUUUCAUUCAAUUGAACAAAACUGCAACAAUUCCUGUUGAAAGCAUUGAGCCCUUUUUUAUCGAGUUUCUUGAAAAGAACUGGGAUCUUUGA